GUGCUGCUGGAUGUCACCAUUGACGUUCUGAAGGGCGACCCUGUCCCGCUGGACUUCAACGACUCGCUGAUCAUCUCCAACCCGAAAGGAUCGGAACCUGAUGAUGGACAUGCUGCUGCUAGCCUGGCCACAGCAACGUGGCCGUUAUCAUUGAAGAGCACUGAGUGCAAGGUCGUGGCCUCGAUGGGCAACUAUCUGUUGAAACUACUCGUUGCUCAGGGCGCCCAUGGUGCACAGAAGCGGUUCCUCCCGAAACGUCGUUCCAUCGAGCAUGUGGUGGCCAUGGACGCGCAGUCCCGUAUCGGGGCCAUGCAGGACGAGGUGCGGUCCAAGGGCCCGCUGCUGGUGCUGUUCGUCUUUGGCGACGCGUUCCGUUCGAUGUGCAGAGCGUGGUUGAACAUG
Prorocentrum cordatum is the source of this 402-nucleotide messenger RNA. Lineage: Eukaryota; Dinophyceae; Prorocentrales; Prorocentraceae. The record is from the annotation of a GenBank genome assembly.